CUUGUUCAGGCUGGGGUCAUCAGAGGAACUCUUUUGGGACUUAAAUAUUUGAGGAAAGAUCUCGGUGGUGCUGGGGGUUCGAUUGUCAAUGUCGCGUCAAUGGCAGGUAUUUUCCCAGUCGACUACGGCCCUGCCUAUUGUGCUAGUAAACAUGGUGUGAUCGGUUAUACGAGAAGUUGGGCGUCUCAUCCAGAAGUUGUAAAAAAUGGCGUUCGUCUUCUCUGCCUUUGUCCAGCGUAUGUUAAAACGGACAUGUUGAAUUACCAGCCCGAAUCUCCCGAAGAUGUCGCACGGGCUCAGGAGUUGAUGGAGGCUUUUGGCAUCAUGAGGGUGGAAGAGGUAUCGGAUGCUUUCAUUAAACUUUUAGAAGAUUCGGACAAUAACGGAAGUGUCCUGUCUGUAACAAAACAGAACACGAUGUAUUGGAAAAUGCCAGUUCCGGAAUUUUAACUUUAAAAACAUAUAUGCUGUUUUGAGCUAUAGUCAUUGCAUUUUGAACAUAGUGUACUUUCGAUGUCCAUCAAAGGAUUAUUUAACUUAGUAGUGUAUAAUCAGACUUGAAAAAAGAUUAUUUCUUUUGUGAACUGCAUGGUAUAUACGUAUAUAUAUAAUCUAUACAUAUAGAGAAUAGUAUACAUUAAAGAGUGGUCAAAACGUA
Molecule: messenger RNA, 658 nt
Organism: Saccostrea cuccullata (small rock oyster)
Lineage: Eukaryota; Metazoa; Mollusca; Bivalvia; Ostreida; Ostreidae
Product: 15-hydroxyprostaglandin dehydrogenase [NAD(+)]-like
Exons: 4
Cellular component (GO): cytoplasm
Molecular function (GO): oxidoreductase activity, acting on the CH-OH group of donors, NAD or NADP as acceptor
Source: RefSeq, a predicted model, not a curated record